Penicillium daleae is the source of this 618-nucleotide messenger RNA. RefSeq names its product putative high expression lethality protein Hel10 (gene hel10). Gene Ontology annotation, cellular component: outer membrane. The record is from RefSeq and is a predicted model, not a curated record. Lineage: Eukaryota; Fungi; Ascomycota; Eurotiomycetes; Eurotiales; Aspergillaceae. The coding region runs from base 1 to 618 and encodes 205 amino acids. The transcript has a single exon.
AUGUCUGGCUACGGCGAUUACAACCAGGGCUACAACCAGCAGCAGCAGGGCCAGGGCCAGGGCUAUGGUCAGCAGGGUUACCCCCAGCAGGGCUACGGUCAGGAAUCCUACGGCCAACAGCAGCAGCACCAGGGCCAGGGCCAGGGCCAGGGCUCUUCCAACGACUACUAUACCGGAUCUCAACAGCCCCAGUAUGGUGAACAGCAGGGCUACGGCCAGCAACAGGGUUACGGCCAGCAACAGGGUUACGGCCAGGAGAACAACCGCGCUGGGUAUGUUUCCUCCUCAUCUCAUUCUUUUGGAGGUCCCGCACUAACAGAGUACAAUAGAUACGAUCAGCAGCAGGCUCCCGGCCAGGCCCAGGAGGGCGAGCGUGGGCUAAUGGGAGCGCUCGCAGGCGGAGCCGCCGGAGGAUUCGCUGGCCACAAAGCGAACCACGGCAUCCUCGGAACAAUCGGUGGAGCCAUCAUCGGUAGCAUCGCUGAGGAUGCUAUGAAGAAGCACAAGCGCGACGCCAGCCCUAGCGGUGGUGCCCCCGGCGGUUCCUAUGGCGGUCCCGCUAGCAACAACGGCAGUGGCAACAUGAUGGACCAGCUCGGCGGUUUCUUCAAGAAGUAA